Molecule: messenger RNA, 755 nt
Organism: Oryctolagus cuniculus (rabbit)
Lineage: Eukaryota; Metazoa; Chordata; Mammalia; Lagomorpha; Leporidae
Gene: SST
Product: somatostatin
Biological process (GO): regulation of cell migration
Cellular component (GO): extracellular region
Molecular function (GO): hormone activity
Source: RefSeq, a predicted model, not a curated record
CGGUGGAACGCACAGAAGCCGCUGUAGGAGUCGCGAGGUUCGGAGCUGUGGCUGCUGCCUGCGGAUCGCGCCUGGAGUUUGACCAGCUGCUCCCCAGCUCUGCUUCCCUGCGCCGCCGCGAUGCUGUCCUGUCGCCUGCAGUGCGCGCUGGCCGCGCUCUCCAUCGUCCUGGCUCUGGGCGGUGUCACCGGAGCGCCUUCGGACCCUAGGCUCCGUCAGUUUCUGCAGAAGUCCCUGGCGGCUGCCGCGGGGAAGCAGGAACUGGCCAAGUACUUCUUGGCAGAGCUGCUGUCUGAGCCCAACCAGACGGAGAAUGAUGCCCUGGAACCUGAAGAUCUGUCCCAGGCUGCUGAGCAGGAUGACAUGAGGCUGGAGCUGCAGAGAUCUGCGAACUCAAACCCGGCUAUGGCCCCCCGAGAGCGCAAGGCUGGCUGCAAGAACUUCUUCUGGAAGACUUUCACAUCAUGUUAGCUUUGUUAACCACUGUCGUCUAUCCAGACCUCUGCUCCCUCUCCUUCAAACCCUAUAUCUCUUCCCUAAUCCCCCAGAAUCCCUAGCAAGACCCUUGCAUUAGAAACUGAAGACUGUAAAUAUAAAAUAAAACAAUGGUGAAAUUAUGGAAAACAAGGUUUGAUUUUGUUCAAUACUACAUGAUGAGCUUGAGUUUUGGGUACCAGCACAGUUGUUUGAAGGGAUUUUCACAGACAUCCAUUUAAAAUUCCCUAUGGCAAUAAAGGUUACAUUGUAAAUGGUAA